AUGAAACCCCCACCAGGUCUCAAGCUGCGUCUCAUCGCCGGCAGUCAAGCAAUCUCUACCCGUCGUCUGCUUUUAUUCCUCUCGGGGAUCCUGCUCCUCUCCGUCUCCGCCCUCCUUUUCAUUCCCGCGUCCCUCCUCACCACCGCGGAGCAGUCCGUAAUCGGCCUUGACAUCGCGCACCCACACAUCCCCGACUCAAUCAAGGACCUCAAUCCCUUUAAGCCCACCUCGCACACGCCUCCCCCACCAUCUACCAAUUCUACCGGCUCAAGCGACUCCUGGUUCUCUAGCUGGAAAUGGCUGAAUCCGUUCUCGAGCAAUAUUGCCGUGGGCGACGAGGAGCGUAGUGUGCUGCCGCCAAUGCCGAAGAGGUGUCCGGUGUAUACGUUCUAUGAUUCGGAUGCCAAAGGUGAUGAUGCGGAGGUGGAGGAUCAGCUGCUGCUGGCGUGGAGGCGCGCGUUCUGGGCGCAGGGAUUCCAACCGGUGGUACUGGGAAUGGGAGAGGCCAAGGAGCACGGAUUAUAUAGGGUUAUCAGGGACACAGGGAACUUUCACCCAGACUUUGAGAGGGAGCUCAUGAGGUGGUUGGCUUGGAGCCGUAUGGGUACUGGUGUUCUGGUGGAUUAUAGGGUCAUUCCUAUGGCGCCAUACGACGACCACACGUUCACAGCUCUGCGACGCUGCGACUUCACCUAUGCGACGCGCUAUGAGAACUACGGACACCGAGUUUUCGCCGGCGAUAAGGCUUCAAUCGAUGCGGUGCUAAAGUACAUCACCUCCACCAAAGGGGACAACGGCACCGUGACCAUUGAGGGCGCCACUAAGAUGGCAAACAAUCUUUUCCACAUCGAUUCGUUGCCAAAAUCCUUUGCAGAUUACACCUCCGAGGCAAUCAAGCUCAAGUACCCCAAACUGCAGUUCAGCGAUCUCCCAAAGCUUAUCAAUGCGCACCUGCACGAGAACUGGAUCGCCCGUUACUCAUCUGGGAUUUCCCUUCUUCUCCCCUUCCCGGAAACCCUCGGCGCACUCCACUAUCCUGCUCAGGUUCUUGCAGCACGCCUCGCAGCUUGCCCAGUUGAUAACCCGGAUCCCGAGUCGUGCCCAAGCAAUAAGCAGGACUGCAAACCCUGUAAGAAUGGAUUGAAGGUAACGCCCAGUAAGACCUUCACAAACAAGACAGGCAUCUUCUCCCUCGGCACAAUUCCUCAUCCGUACACGUUUAUCGCCCUCACCAACCCCGAGAUUAACCUCUCCACGGACUCCGAGGAUAAAUCUAUCCGCUUCGUACGCCGGCGCACACAGCGCGAUGAAUGGCUACGCGCUGUGACGACACCCGUGUCGGUUGGGUCGGGCCCGAGAGUCGUGACGAUCAAGGCUGCGACGGCGAACCCAACGUCGACGACAAUCUUGUCGACGAGUGACGCGGGAUUCAAGGAUAUUGAGUGGACGCUAGGCUUUACUCUACCAACAGAGGAGGAGCUGAAGCUUGACCUGCCGAAGCCGGAUGCGCAGCAGGUGAAGGUUCUGGAUACGACGCAUAAGGAUGCGUUUAGCGCCAAAGACGGCGGGAAAAAGAAGCGGCUAAGGAGGGCAGUAGAGGCGUGGAAUCUGGGUGGCACGGAGGUGUGGAAGUUUGGGAGGGCGUACGUUGACCGGAUGGAGAUGGAGCGGAGGAAGUGGAGUGAGGCGGAGAAGGCGUUUGGCAGGGGAGUGGCGAAGAAUGAAUAG
This is a messenger RNA of Morchella importuna, 1728 nucleotides long. RefSeq lists its product as uncharacterized. Bases 1 to 1728 code for a protein of 575 amino acids. Lineage: Eukaryota; Fungi; Ascomycota; Pezizomycetes; Pezizales; Morchellaceae. The transcript has 2 exons. The record is from RefSeq and is a predicted model, not a curated record.